This is a messenger RNA of Bombus pyrosoma, 1864 nucleotides long. RefSeq names its product putative serine protease K12H4.7. The transcript has 9 exons. Gene Ontology annotation, molecular function: dipeptidyl-peptidase activity; serine-type exopeptidase activity. The coding region runs from base 264 to 1745 and encodes 493 amino acids. Gene Ontology annotation, biological process: proteolysis. The record is from RefSeq and is a predicted model, not a curated record. Lineage: Eukaryota; Metazoa; Arthropoda; Insecta; Hymenoptera; Apidae.
UAGACUGCACAUACUACAAGCUGCUACAAGCCAACAAGUUAACAAUACACAUAUAGUGCCUUUGCAAAGCAGCAAAAUUAAUCAUUAUAUCAAGUUUACAAAUUAUAAUGUUUUCUCUAGAUAUUGUAUAUAUUAAAACAAACUAAGUGGAUUAUUCAAUAAGUGCUAUAAAGAAAAAGAAGCUUUAAACAGGACAGAACACCUUAUCAUUACUAUAAAAUUUAAUGCAUAAUAUUUUAUAGUUAAUCCAAACAUAAGAUACUAUGAACCGUUUACUACUAUUAUUAUUCUUCGUUAAUUUCAUAAAUAAUAGUAUAUCAUGGGAGACUUUUAUGAGGGGUCGAAGCAAAUAUGGUAAUCUAGGUGCUCCAAUUUUAUCUAAAGACCAUGAACUUCCAAGUGCUGAAUGGUUUACACAGUUUCUAGAUCACUUUAAUCCAACUGAUGCACGUGUUUGGCAGCAGAGAUAUUUUGUAAAUGGAGAGUACUAUAAGAAAGGUGGUCCAGUAUUUUUGAUGAUAAGUGGUGAAGCUGCAGCAAAUGCUAAAUGGAUGGUAGAAGGUCAAUGGAUCGAAUAUGCUAAGCAAUUUGGAGCACUGUGUUUUCAAGUGGAACACCGCUUUUAUGGGCAAAGUCAUCCCACUUCGGAUCUGGGUGUGAAAAAUUUAAUGUAUCUUUCAUCGCAACAGGCACUUGCAGAUUUGGCUUACUUUAUACAAUUCAUGAAUACUAAUUACAAGUUACCAGCUGGUACUAAAUGGAUUGCAUUUGGAGGUUCAUAUGCUGGAUCAUUAGCUGCUUGGUUACGUUAUAAAUAUCCUCAUUUAGUACAUGGGGCUGUUUCUGCUAGUGGUCCUUUAUUAGCAGAAAUUGAUUUUCAAGAAUACUUUGUUGUUGUCGAGAAUGCCCUCAAAGAAUAUUCUGAAGCAUGUGUAAAUGCAAUACUAGAAGCAAACAAACAAUUUCAUAUAAUGUUACAUCAUCCUAUCGGUCAACAAGGAAUAGCUAAAAAAUUUAUUUUAUGUGAUCCAAUCAAUGAACAUACCAAACGUAAUGAUAUUUCGAAUUUGUAUGAAACAAUAGCAAGCAUCUUUGCCGGUAUUGUACAGUACAAUAAAGACAAUCGUAAUAAUUCUGCAAUGGCUAAUUUUACUAUCGAUAGUGCCUGUGAUAUAUUAACGAACGAAACAUUGGGUAUUGCUAUUGACAGACUUGCAAUUUUGAGCACUAAAAUAUUACAGGCAUCAGAACAAAAGUGUUUGGAUUAUAUGUAUGAUAAAAUGAUUCAUAAACUUCGGAACAUAACAUGGACUAGCGAAGAAGCAGAAGGGGGACGUCAAUGGACGUACCAAACGUGUACAGAAUUUGGAUUCUUUCAAACUUCGACAGCACGCCCAAAAUUAUUUAGUGAAACUUUCCCAGUAGAUUUCUUUGUACAACAAUGCGUUGAUAUAUUUGGCCCAAGGUACAAUAUUCAUUUGCUGAAUUCGGCAGUGAAUAGAACAAAUAUUCUAUAUGGAGGAUUAGAUUUAAAGACUACAAAUGUAGUAUUUGUACAUGGAUCAAUUGAUCCUUGGCAUGUUUUGGGAAUUACAAAAUCAUCAAAUCCGCAAAUGCCUGCCAUUUAUAUUGAUGGUACUGCUCAUUGUGCCAACAUGUAUCCUCCUUCCAAAAAUGAUCCACUUCAGUUAAAAGCUGCCAGAGUUGAGGUUGGACAUUUAAUAGAUGAAUGGCUGCAUAAUUAAAUAUGAUAUUCUUAACGCUGUGUAUGCUACAUUCAACUACUUUAUAAGUAGUUUUUUAUUUUUGAAACAAAAAUGAUGUAUUAAAAGAAUUAAAUUUAUUUUAUUAACUUUUUGAACAA